Molecule: messenger RNA, 1922 nt
Organism: Lotus japonicus
Lineage: Eukaryota; Viridiplantae; Streptophyta; Magnoliopsida; Fabales; Fabaceae
Exons: 1
Coding region: 941-1801 (286 amino acids)
Biological process (GO): shoot system development; root development
Source: RefSeq, a predicted model, not a curated record
AAACAAGUGGGUGAGAUGUAGAGGGAAAACUGUUGCUGCGAUGAUGCAGAGAGCUCUUUGUGUUUGUUUUGAUGAUUGCCAUUUUUUCUUCUUAGAGAACAAAGAGUUAGAAGAUGAGUUUGUUUCAAAAGGUGAAUUUAGUGGUUGGCUUUUGCUUCAUAUAUAGUAGAUGAAGUAAUAGCUUAAGGGAGACAAGAAGAUAUUUUUCAAUUAUAUUAUUUGGACCUCAGCUUCAUCACCAUUAUCUGGCAAUGCAUCCCAUGCUCCAAGCUUCCUUCCAACUCAUUCCUCAUUUUUUUAACUUGGGAAUCACAUUGAUUCUUCAGAAUGGCAUCUCUACAAUAUAAUAGGAGCUUUUGUCUGCCUAUAGCAGGACAGACCAAGGGCAAGAGGAGUCUUCAUCUUCAGCUACUAUUAUAUUGGUUGGCAAUGUAUGCAUUGUGGCGAUGUAUAUGCAUUGCCCUAACAUUCUGAAUUUCUGAGAUUAUUUCAAGAUCCAGUUUUGCAUUGAUAAAAACUCUCUCAGAUUAGUUAUCAUGAGAUUCCUUGUCCCCUCACCUAAGAGACGCCAAGGGAAAUGUGCAGAACUUGUUCCCCAUUGUUUUAGCCAUCUAACUAGUUCACACAUGUACACGAGGGGUGACACAACAAAAUAUAACUUUUUUAGAAAUUUGUUGCUAAAAUAAUUGCUGCCAACUGCAUGUUGCAUAUUAAUUAAGACAAACUAUAUCAGAGAAGCAACAUUGCUCUAACACUGACGAGUUUAUUUAGAUCCAAAUCUUGAUUAGUUAGCAAUAUUUGAUAUCUUUUGACAUAAGAUUCCUUGCCUCUUCAAUAAUUGCUCCUUAUAUAUAGUUAGCAUGUAGCAAUGGAAUAAAGGCAGAUACACAAGCUCAAUUCUACCUUCAAUCUUCUCAACUCCUCUCUUCUGUUGAAGAAAAUGGCAGCCUCUAACACAAAAACCUCUUUCCAUGCUCGCUCAAACAGCUUGCCCUCUAGACCACACCCAAUCGUUCUGCAAUGCGAUGAACACUUGGAUAGGUUAAGAUCUUCCAAUGAAACCUCUUCUUCAUCUUCAUUAAGCCAUAAACUAGGAGCCUUGCAGGAUCUUCAUGAAUGUGUUGAAAAAUUGGUACAGCUUCCCCUCACCCAAGAAACCCUUCUCCAUGAACCUCAAGAAUCAUGUGUAAAUGAUGAACUUUUGUAUGGAUCCUUGCGGCUCCUAGAUGUGUGCACAACAGCCAAAGAUUCUCUAUUGCAUACAAAGGAGUGCAUGAGGGAACUUCAAUCAAUUAUUAGAAGAAAAAGAGGUGAAGAACUGGACCUCACAUCAGAGGCUAAAAAGUUCUUGAGCUCUAGAAAAGUGGUGAGGAAGGCCAUCUUCAAAGCCUUGAGGGAUUUGAAGUCUAUUUCCAAAAAGGGAAACUUGAAAGACCAACAAAAUAUGGCCUUGGUUAGCUUGUUAAAAGAUGUUGAAGUAGCCACUCUUUCCACAUUUGAGUCAUUGUUGAAUUUUAUCUCUGGAACAAAACCAAGCAGCUGGUCUUUGGUUUCCAAGUUGAUCAACACCAAAAGAAUAAGCUGCCAACAAGUAGCAGAUGAAAAUGAAUUUUCACAAUUGGAUGCAGCAUUGCAGUCCUCUGUGCUUCAAAUGACAAACAAAUCAGACAGCAUCAAUAAUCUGCAAAACAAGUUGGAGAAGUUGGAGUCAUGCAUUCAAGACCUUGAAGAAGGGCUUGAGUUUCUGUUCAGGCGUUUGAUUAAAAUCAGAGUUUCCCUUCUCAACAUCCUUACUAACUAGUUGAGUUGAUCAAUGGAAACAAAUUUUGGUAGUAGCAUAGAUAUACUCAAAUUGUAAUGUGAACAUCUAGUAAUAUUAAAUUGAAACAUUUUACUCAAAUUUCUUGUUUCAAUAUCGUCAU